Messenger RNA from Bufo bufo (common toad), 1805 nucleotides. RefSeq lists its product as uncharacterized. Lineage: Eukaryota; Metazoa; Chordata; Amphibia; Anura; Bufonidae. The record is from RefSeq and is a predicted model, not a curated record. Bases 121 to 891 code for a protein of 256 amino acids. The transcript is spliced from 5 exons.
UCAACUUCCGCUUUGUAAUCUGACCCGUCUCUGUGAUUGCCGUCGAUAUAAAAUAUAGAUAUAUGCAUAUACAGUAAUACAUCUGUCACCUCCAGCGGACGGUUGGCGGCUAUUAGGAAUAUGGAGAAGCUCGGAGAAAAUGAUAACGAGACGGGAAAUAUGGAGGAGGAGGAGGAUGCUGAUUCUUCCAGUAACAGUGCAGCUAAGCACAGCUGUCUGCUCCAUCAGGACAUUGCAGUAUCUAGCAUUUCUCCUCCGGAAUAUGGCCUGGAACAGGAUGUGGUGGAAGACAGACCUAUUCCAAAGAAAAAGAUGCGUAAGGCAUUAAAGAGAAAAAAGUCUGGAAUCAGUAAUAGAAAGAGGGUGCAUUUUUGUUCCCAGUUUCCAAAAGACGUAGCAGAGGUUCAGUCCAGCAUUGGAGAUUUGGUGUUGGCAGCAGAGUUGAUGGAGAAAGCAAAUGAAGCAAAUAUCCAAGAUGUGGGUGAUCGAAAUGAAUGUAUUGUGCAUGACCAUGGAGAUUACUGUCUACCCGACAACCCUGAGCUCUUGAAAGAGAUGGUGAGAGAGCUGAAGAACACAUGUCAUCAGCAGAGCCAGAGUCUGCAGUCAUUACAAGAAGCACUUCAAAACACAGAAAUGCAAUGUCAGCAACUCCAGGAGAAGUGGGAGAAUGAGAGAUGGACGCUGUUGUCGGAUAUGGGCGAUCAGAUUUUGCAGUUGGAAUCAGACAUCCGGAACUUAACCUGCGAGAAGGAGAUUCUCGAAAAGAAGAAGAACGAGCUGCAGGAGCAGCUGGAGAGAAGCUCUGGGACUGUUCUUUAUUUGGGUCAGCAAGUAAAGCACCAAGAGCACAACAGGGACAGCGUCAGCUUCUGUAUGAACAGGCAUUAAAAAUGAAAGCAAAUGGGUGCGCUUUUACACAGGCUUUUGACAGCUAUGAGCACCCUCACCGACUUCCUUAGCUUUCUUACAGCAGACCAACAACUAUGUACUGGUCGAAUUCGGAAAAAAAACAGAGGUGGGGCCUCAGAGUGCCUUAAGUUUAGAAGAUCAGCUCCUCCUCGUACUCACAAGAUUGCGCUUAGGGUUACUGCUUCAGGAUCUGGCAUUUCGAUUCAGGGUAUCGGAGUCCACUGUCUCGCGUUACUGGUUGAACUGGACAGAACUUUUUACAUGCACGUCUUACCCAGAUCCCCAUCCUGUACAGUGCCCGAUACCUAGAACUCUUCCAACCAAAGAGAACUGUGCAGUACCAAGGCCUCACAUUUACAGUCAUGGACUGUACAGACCUAUUCUUUGAAGUACAAGCCAAGGACCGUGCUAAACCUGCUCCUACCCAUCCCUCCAGAAGUCAUUAUUUAAGACGCGGUUACGCCAUCGCCUCUUCCAAUGGUUUCAUCACGUUUUCAUCUAGUUUAGCAUUUGGAAUAGCUACCAAAGUAAUGGAUGGUAAGCCACAAGAGCUGUGUGGAGGGAUAAGCCCACAAUUAGAUCUACCAGCUUUCAUGCAAAAUGUCCCGGCCCAGCUGUCAGAGGAGCAGAAGGAGAUGAGCAGACAAGUCCUAAGCAUCUUAAGUCUCAUAGACAAAGCUCUCAACUUUCGCUUUCUAAAGUGUGUGUAUCCACAGAACAUGGAAGCACAAGUAGAUCGAGCCUGGGUCAUCUGCUGCUACUUGGCAUGUCUGCUUCAUGAUCCGAUGGGACUGUCCGAAAACCAACCCCAAAAGCUUUUCUUCUAACUACAGAUGUGUAAGGGCUUAAGUGGUCAUUGCUCAGUCAAACUCAAAACUCCAAUACACUUCCAG